CAAUCUUUUUUCCUUUUGGCUUCCAUGGCUUCCAUUUCUCUCUACCUAGCCAUUGUAUUCUCUUUUGUUUCUUUGCUUUUCUUUUCAUCUCAUGCACAGUUAUCGACGAACUUCUAUGCUACAACUUGCCCCAACUUACCCACGAUUGUGCGUGGUGCCAUGACCCAAGCUCUUAACGCAGAUUCCAGAAUAGCAGCCUCUUUGCUUCGCCUAUUCUUCCACGAUUGUUUUGUUAAUGGUUGUGAUACUUCAAUCUUGCUGGAUGACACAUCGACUUUCACCGGCGAGAAGAACGCAGGACUGAAUGGAAAUUCUGCACGUGGGUUUGGAGUGAUCGACACCAUUAAAUCACAGGUUGAAGCAAGCUGCGCUGGUGUUGUAUCUUGUGCUGAUAUACUUGCUCUGGCCGCUAGAGAUGGUGGCCUUGGUGGGCAAUCAUGGACAGUGCCAUUAGGAAGAAGAGAUGCAAGGACAGCAAGCCAGAGUGCUGCAAACAACCAGAUACCUGGCCCUUCAAGUAGUCUAUCAACCUUAGUUUCUAUGUUUUCCGCCAAGGGGUUUACUGAUGCAGAAAUGACUGUUCUAUUCGGUUCUCAUACCAUAGGUCAAGCUGGUUGUACCAGUUUUCGUAACCGCAUUUACAAUCAAGCCAACAUUGAUCCAGAAUUUGCCACCACCCGAAGGGCAAACUGCCCCUCUACCAGUGGCAGCGGUGAUCGAAACUUGGCUCCACUUGAUAUCCAAACCCCAACUCGGUUUGAUAACACCUACUUCCAGAACUUGGUCGCUCAGCGCGGGUUACUAAAUUCGGACCAAGUCUUGUUUAAUAACGGAUCACAAGAUGCAUUGGGUCGAACAUAUAGUCAAAACAAUGCUCGGUUUCUUGCUGAUUCCGCAGCAGCAAUGGUUAAAAUGGGAAACCUUAGUCCAGCUUCAGGCACCCAAACAGAGAUCAUAACGAACCGCAGGAUAACUAACUAA
Molecule: messenger RNA, 981 nt
Organism: Papaver somniferum (opium poppy)
Lineage: Eukaryota; Viridiplantae; Streptophyta; Magnoliopsida; Ranunculales; Papaveraceae
Product: peroxidase P7-like
Exons: 3
Coding region: 25-981 (318 amino acids)
Biological process (GO): response to oxidative stress; hydrogen peroxide catabolic process
Molecular function (GO): peroxidase activity; heme binding
Source: RefSeq, a predicted model, not a curated record